GAGUGUAAAAACGUUACGCUCCACGGAAAACAAACGGAAUCGCUAGAAACGCCAGAAAUCAUCCGUAUCCGCCGUCAUCAGACAUCCGCUCGCAGGAUACAACCAAAAUAAUACAUAUACACACCGUCUCACAACGAAUAAGCUAUAUAGCCAUUGCAGGAAACUAGCCACAGCGUGGAAAUUUCCCCAUAAUUGUCGAUUUUCAAGUGCUCCGAUCGAAAAAUCGUAAGUGCAAUGUGAAAGUCAGCUUAUACGACAGCUGAAUGUGUCAGUGUGAGUGUGAGUGAGUCUCCCCAGUGAGUGAGAGUGUGUGGGUGUGCAGGAGUGUGUAAAUGUAAAUACCACGAAAAUCGCUGAACGCCGAAAAAUAAAGCACAGGCCAGUGGAAGAGGAGGAGUGGAGAGGAGGAGAGAGGGAAUCAGAAAUCAGCGAGGACGAAGCCAGAGGCAGUUGAGCAAGAAGAAGAGGAGCAGCAGGAGCAACAGCAAGCGUGCUGGGACUCGGGCACUGGGACUAGGACUGGUGGCAGGAAUAGGAGCAACAGUCGCGGAGGCAACGUCGAGACGCAUGCACGCUCCAUGCUCGCCGCUGGCUGAUGGCCAAAGAACUCGGAAUCGCAAUAGGAACUGGAACGCCAGAGAGCAGAGCACCACUACCACCAUCUGUCGUCGAAAUCAACUGAAUUGAGCGCCGAAAGCAAGCAGAGGGAAUCCUUUGCCGCAUCAAGUAUACGCCCCAUUGCGCCCACCUGUGGACAGAGUGCAGCAUGUCAACUUCAAAGCAUCACCAUCACCAUCAUUGCCGAGUCGUCUGUGUGUGGCUUCUCCUGGCGCUAGCAUCACUAUCGUCGGCCAGCAUCGCAGUGGGUGCGAUCCCGGAGCCGGAGGAGGCGGCCUUUCAAGGCCACUGUGGACACACCAGCCCCUGCGAACAGCUUUGCUACGAGAUCCACGAUGGAAUGUACGAGUGCGACUGCAUCGAGGGCUACGAGCUGAACAAGAACGGUUACAGCUGUCAAGUAAUUAACGCCACUUCCAACAGUUUGGAUGGGCGUGGCAAAUCGGACGAGGAUGUGCUCUACCAGAAGGGCGCCUCGUUCAGCGCCAAGUUGGCGAACGACGAUGGUGGCAAGGCGAUGGCCAAGUCCACGUUCGCCCUAUCCGCAUCGCAAUCCGCAUUGCCGGCGGGCAACGAGAACGCAGAGGAUGAGUCCGGAUCCGAGAGCGACAGCUACGAUUACGGCGAGCUGGAGGACAGCAAUUCGGAGACACAGGAGCAGAAGCAGCAAUCGCUGAAUCUUCAGCAGCAACGGCAGCAGCAACAGAAAGUCAAUUCAAACGAUUACUACAUAUCAGCGGAGAGCAUCAACUUCAAUUCGGAGUCCGAGGGCCAGGAGCAGGAUGUGGCCGACUUCAAGGCGGCCAGCACGGCUCUGCCCACCUCGAUGUCCUCGACUCCCAGCAGAAGAACCACAAGGGCACCCACCAGCACAACCACGACGACCACGACCACAAGGAGAUCGCCCACCAGGGCGCCCAAGAGGCGAGUGGAUGUGGACUAUGGCGAGGGUGAUGCCAGCGAUGACUACGGUAGCUACGGCUAUAAGUCGGACAUGUCCGUCUACGACGAUGUCAACAAUAAUCAAUUAAACUUAAGACGCAACAGCAACAGCAAAUCGCAAACAUAUCAGCAGACAAGCAAUACUAACACGGCCAAGAACCGCAGGAAGUACCCAAACGUAACCAGCAACAAGGUCCAAAUGCAUAUCAACCGACCGAGGGAGAGCAACCGACUUGAGAACAUAUCAGCAGCGGAACCGGCUUCAGUGGGAGCAGCCAUGACAACAGACAGGAGCACUCCCACAUGCAAUUUGGAUUGCGGUUCCGAUGGAAUCUGUGCCUUGGAGGCAACUGCCGCCAGCUCUCGUUGUCUUUGUCCCUUUGGGAAAACGGGCACUGGCUGUCAAGAAGAUAUACGAGCCCAUGUACCGCGUUUCGCCAAGCGAUCCUGGCUAGCAUUUCCGGCGCUCCAUGGCGCCUACAAGCACGUUCAACUGCGCAUCGAAUUCCGUCCAGAGUCCUUCGACGGCAUUAUCCUGCUGAGCGGAGAGCGCGAUGACCUCACCGGAGACUUUAUGGCCCUGCUACUAAACAAGGGCUUUGUGGAGUUCUGGUUUGACUGUGGCUCCGGCGUAGGCAGCGUUCGAUCUCGGGAGACCAUCUUGCUGAACGAAUGGAACUCGGUGAUCAUCUACCGUCAUCGAUGGGAUGCCUGGCUGGUACUCAAUCAUGGCACCAAGGUCCAGGGAAGAUCCAAUGGUCUAUUCUCGCGUAUUACUUUCCGGGAACCAGUUUUUCUGGGUGGAAUUGGCAACAUAACUGGAUUGGCUAAGCGUCUACCGCUGGCCGAGGGAUUCGCCGGCUGCAUUCGUCGCUUUGUGGCCAACGAGCAUGACUACAAGUUCACGGAGCAUCCCUUGGGCGAUGUCAUCAAUGGAUUCGAUAUACAGGACUGUUCCACGGACAAGUGUGUGCGGUAUCCUUGCCAGCAUGGUGGCAAGUGUCUACCUUCAGAUCAGGGCGCCAUAUGCCUGUGUCCAAUAGGAUUUGUUGGAGAUUUGUGUGAGAUUCGAAUGGAUCUACAGGUUCCCGCCUUUAAUGGCUCCUCUUUCCUGCGCUACGCUCCACUGGGCGAUAGUGCUCUUAUUUGGUUGGAGCUUAAGGUGACCCUGAAGCCCGAACAGGCGGAUGGAUUGAUCCUGUACUCAGGGCCAGAGCAUCGAGGAGACUUUAUAGCCCUGUACCUCAACGACGGCUUUGUGGAGUUCGCCUUUGAUCUCGGCAGUGGGCCAGCUUUAGUGCGGAGCGAACAUUCCCUUAGUCUGGGUCAAUGGCACACCAUCAAGAUCUCUCGCACAGCUCGGCUGGCGGUGCUCAAGGUGGAUAAGCAUCAGGAGGUCCUGACCAUUUCAUCGAACGGCUUCUGGCACUUGUCGUUGGACCAGAAUCUGUUUGUGGGAGGCGUCAACCACGUGGACCGUUUGCCUCUGGACCUCAAGUACAAACCCUUCUUCGUUGGCUGCAUCCAGAGGAUCGACAUCAAUGGCCACUCGCUGGGCAUUGUGGCGGAGGCAUUGGGUGGCAGCAACAUCGGCAACUGCCCCCACGCCUGUGUGGCACGACCGUGCGGCCCCCUGGCGGAGUGCGUGCCUCAAAUGGAGAGCUACGAGUGCCGCUGCAGCAUCCACAAUGAGCGCUGCAACAAGGCCGCCGAGGUGCCGCCCGAGCAGCUGCCCGAGCUGGGCCUCCACAAGUCCAAGGUCCUCGAGACGAAGGACAAUGGAGAGGCAGCGAAGAAGGUGUCUGGCUUGGCGCACAAGAAGCAUUCCAAGAAGCACAGGAAUUUGCAUAAGCCAACCCCUGCCACGAGCACGACCACAAGCACCACCUCAACCACCACCACGACCACUGAAGCUCCUGAAUCUCCUGAGAGGACAGAGGACGCCACUGCGGGGGCGCUAAGCAACGAGGAAAUCGAAGAUGAUAUCAUAUUCCGUCUUGUGCAGCAGCAACAGCAGCAGAGGGAGCUCAAGAAGCAGCAUCAGCAGACGACUACCACUGCCCCAGCCACUUCCACUUCCAUGUCCGCUGGCCCACCUAAAGCAAAGCCCAGGUUUUCAGGGAAGCACCAUGCCAGCAAACACGAGCACCACCAGAAGCCAAAUGCAGCCUUCACCCGCAAGCUGAGUCGCCUGCCCACCCACUACGAGAGUUUCCAGACGAACCCCGACAGCGAUAUCCUAACCUUCGAGGACAACAACGAUUGGGUGACCAGUCUGCAGCAGCAGGAGUACGGCGAUGCCAUGGCGGCCAGUCAGAUGCCAUUGGCCUUUGAGGAUGGAAACACGGGUAACCCCAAGUCGAGUGACAACAACGAAGAUGAUACGAACGCCUUUGUGUUUGAUGAGUCCCUUUUUGACGCCUCUGAUGGAACGGAGGAGUACCAGCGCAAGCAACUGGCCCAGGACAUGAAGCGCAUCAUGUCCAAUUCGAAUACGCACUCCAGUCACAAGAAGGCAGAGGUCCAGUUCCCACUUCAAACCAGUCAAGAAGGAAGUUCCCCCAGCGAAGAUACCUCUCAGUACAGCGACGAUUACAACGACGAUGAGCUUCUGACGCCAGUAAUGCAGGGCAGUGAGGAGGUCAAGCCGGAACAGCAUGCCUCCAGCACACCGCAGACCCACACCGACUGGAGUCUUCUGAAGAAGUUCGACCUGUCCGCCGAGCACCAGUCGCAGGUGCAGGGCGUACGCAAGAAUUUCGGAGCUUGCUUCGCCGGCAGCGACAGCUAUUUCCACUACAAUGACGCGGACACCAUGAGCCAGGUGAUCAGCUACAGCAUCGACCUCAAUCUGCGCAUCAAGACGCACUCGGAGAACGGCGUGAUUCUGUGGACGGGACGCCAGGGAACGACGGAGGAACACGAUGACUACCUUUCGCUGGGCAUCGAACAGGGGUACUUACACUUCCGCUAUGAUUUGGGUUCUGGAGAGGUUGAUAUCCGUUUCAAUGGCACGAAGGUCAGCGAUGGCCUGUGGCAUCGCGUGAGAGCCAUCAGAAACUCUCAAGAAGGCUAUCUAGAGGUGGAUGGUAGAAAGACAGUCACUUUGCGGGCGCCUGGUAAACUCCGCCAGCUGAACACGGACACCGGUCUGUAUGUGGGUGGAAUGCCGGAUGUGGGAUACUUCACGCACCAGCGCUACUUCAGCGGCAUCGUCGGCUGCAUCUCGGAAAUCGUCCUGGCCGGCGAAAUGAAACUGAACUUCGAUCCGAAUACGCUGGGAACGGAGCACAAUGUGGAGACGGGCCUCCUAUGAAACGCUGCACGCACGCCUCAAGACUUUUGAUAUCGACUAGUUUAAAUUAUAUGUUAAACCACACAAAUGUCCUUCGUCGAUUUGUGUUUGUACAAAUACGCUUUUAAAACCAAAAACCGAGAGAGAGAAUUGGAGAAAUCGAAAACGCAGAGUUAGAAUGAGAAACAUUUUUUUACACCACAAGACGGAGGAGAAGACGAACUAAAUCUAGAUGGGAAACAUACUACAUAUUAUAUACACGCUUAUUGAGUAUAUACAAAAAGGCAUAAAUAGAUAUAUAUAUAUAUAUAUACAUAUAUAUAUUUAAAGCAGAGGAAACCAAUUCGAAAAACGAAGGCACGCUUCUUAUAGAGCCUGUGACUGUCAAUACUUCAGAUCGGAAUAGUUUAUAUAUAACUUUAGCAAAGGAUUUAUAUCGGGAGGCGUAGGUCAUAUAGAAUAUGAAACAAGAGCGCAAAAAUCUGAGUAACCGAGCUGUCCAUUUGGCGCAAUUUGCGAAAUUAACGAAAUUAACGUAACGACAAACGAUUAACGAUUAACGAAUAACGUAUCGAGAUACUUUAGUGUGUGGUCGCUUUUUUUGAACGAACCGUUACGCUUUACAUGCAAAGCUGCCAUCUUUUUGUACCACACACACACACUCACACACAACAACGACAACUCACACACACUGACAAGCACUCCAGGAACAAACACGGUUACAAAUGCAAAUUGGCAAUUCUUUCGUUUUUCGCAUAGCUGUACCUUAAACUAUGAACUGUAAACUGUAUAACUGUACAUUCUGUACUAUUUGGCACUUCUUGGAAGGUCCAGUCCAAAAACGAACGAAUCAAAGACCGGAAACGAGAUAAAUCGAGAUGGGAGGAAGUGGGAUGAGAUAAGAUGAGGUAACAAACAUAUUAAGUGGUAAGUUAAUAAAUGUGUAGCGUGUACUAGCUUGUAAGUCGGCACACUCACACUUACACACACACACACACAAAACACACUCGUAAACACACACGCCUGCCUAUAUGAACUUUUAUAUCAAAAUCGUAAGAUACUAAAGACACCAAAGAUACUUAAGACAUACGUAAGAACACCAAAGCAAACACACUAUUUAAACACUUGAAAACGCGCUGAGCCAGAAUUGAAACUUGUGGGCGAUUUUUAACAAUUUAUACUAUACCGUUAAACACUGACAACAAACCACAAACAACAGACAAAAACCACAACAACAACAACAACUAGCUAAUGGAAACCAAACAAAAAAAGAACGCAAAGCAAUUUAACAAUCCCAUAGCGAAAUUUUUAAAUGCGAGACAAACAACUAAUCCGAAUAGCCUGUUGAAACAAUUGUAAAAGAGCGAACAAAGUAUGGUAUAUGGUAAAUGGUAAAUAAAAUUAACUAACUAAGGAGGUGGAAUCGUUUGUAUUCGUCUUAUGAGUAUAAUUUUGUAGCUUAAUGAGAUAACAACCACGUAUGUAGUUAUAUAUACAUCAUAAACACAUAUGCGUAACUAUAUAUGACUAUGAGAAACUAUAGAAACAAUGGCGUAAAAUGAAUAAAGAAAUCACAACCACCAAUCAAUGUAAAACUAAAUUAAACGACAUUCAAUGUAGCUUAUUUAUAUAACAAAUGAAGAUCGCAGCAUUGAGAUAUUUAAUUUCGUACAUUGGUUUGCAGAAAAUAAAUUAAAAAAACGAUUAUAAA
Drosophila santomea is the source of this 6566-nucleotide messenger RNA. RefSeq names its product pikachurin. The record is from RefSeq and is a predicted model, not a curated record. NCBI's taxonomy places the organism in Eukaryota, Metazoa, Arthropoda, Insecta, Diptera, Drosophilidae. The coding region runs from base 767 to 4876 and encodes 1369 amino acids. Gene Ontology annotation, molecular function: calcium ion binding. The transcript is spliced from 15 exons.